UGAAAGUCCAUUUCCUAUAUAAAGGGUGGUUUUCUAGCACAACGACAGAAACCGAUCUAUUUUACUCACGCGCGAGUAUCAUUCACGCCAAAGUAUCAACAUGAAGGCUCUGAUUUGCCUGAUGCUGAUCUCCGUAGCAUUCGCCGAAGAAGAAAAAGCAAUAAAAAAACGUGGCUUGUCUCUGGGUGGAUGGGGAUAUGGUGAUGGACUUGAUGGUGGAUGGGGGGGAUAUGGCAAGGGCGUCGCUAUCGCCGUCCAGGAGAAGGCUGUCCCCGUCGCAGUUCCGCACCCAGUUCCCGUUGUAGUUGACCGUCCUUAUCCUGUUAAGGUUCCAGUUGCCGUCCCAGCGCCCUACCCAGUUGUUAAAACGCAAACAAUCACAGUUCCCGUAGAGAAGCCAGUUGCGGUCCCCGUUCCGGUGCCACAGCCCUACCCAGUUGUUCAAACGAAAACUGUCGCCGUUCCCGUAGAGAAGCCAUACCCAGUUACGGUUCCUGUCAAGGUGCCAGUACCAUAUCCCGCCCCAUACCCCGUUAAGGUUGCAGUAUCUCACCCAGUCCCAGUUGCAGUCCCACACCCAGUUCCAGUUGCGGUCCCGCAACCGGUCCUCGUCAAAGAAACGGUUCCCGUCUAUGUUAAGGGCCACUAUUAGAUGAAUUUUUUUCUCCAAAAAAAGUCACAUACACGUCACUCCGCUCCAUUUCGCGAACUUUUUUCCCAGCAGCGCAAAAUCCAUCACGACGAGCGUCCAAAUAGAAUGGACGCCUUUUGUCGUGCAGUACCUUGAAUUCAUGGAAUAAAUCAAUUUUGUAAAUGUUUUCAUAAAGAAA
This is a messenger RNA of Cataglyphis hispanica, 830 nucleotides long. Its product is annotated as cyclin-dependent kinase inhibitor 1C-like. Bases 101 to 652 code for a protein of 183 amino acids. The transcript is spliced from 4 exons. The record is from RefSeq and is a predicted model, not a curated record. Lineage: Eukaryota; Metazoa; Arthropoda; Insecta; Hymenoptera; Formicidae.